AUGCAGAGGGGUGGAGGUGUGAGAAUUGGGCCUCCACAGUCUUCGAGACAAGCGUCGAAUGUUCUAACUCUGACUUUAAGUGCUGAAAGGAUGCCCCAAUGCAAUAGAUGUGGCAAAUCUCAUUUGGGAAGAUGUUGGGCUUACUAUAAGUGUGGUAAGUUGGGUCAAGUAGUAUGGCAAUGCCCAGAGGGCAGAGUUGAGGGGAUUGAGCAGAGAUUAAUGGUUCCUGGCCAAGUAUUUGUGGUUGCACAAGAAGAGGCCAGAGCAUCUCUAAAUUUGAUCAGAGUUAUGAUUUCUAUAAAUGGUCAUAAAGUAGAGGCAUUGUUUGAUUCAGGUGCUACAUAUUCUUUUGUGUCUAAGGAAUGUGUGGAUAGAUUGAAAUUUUCUUUACAAGAAUUGUCUAUGCUCAUUAAAGUAAUGACACCUUCUGGAUCGUCUAGUAUUACAAGUCAAGCUUGUCAGAAUGUGGAGAUUCGAUUUGAGGAUAGAGUUUUCAAGAUCGAUCUGAUUUGUAUUCCUAUAGAUAUGAUAAUUGGCAUGGAUUAG
Molecule: messenger RNA, 546 nt
Organism: Prosopis cineraria
Lineage: Eukaryota; Viridiplantae; Streptophyta; Magnoliopsida; Fabales; Fabaceae
Exons: 1
Coding region: 1-546 (181 amino acids)
Source: RefSeq, a predicted model, not a curated record